Molecule: messenger RNA, 1122 nt
Organism: Drosophila novamexicana
Lineage: Eukaryota; Metazoa; Arthropoda; Insecta; Diptera; Drosophilidae
Product: farnesol dehydrogenase
Exons: 3
Coding region: 108-1031 (307 amino acids)
Molecular function (GO): oxidoreductase activity
Source: RefSeq, a predicted model, not a curated record
UAUAGAGGGUAUUGGGUGGUGGGUGAUGGGCGGUUAGCUGGGGUGAGUGUGCAUCCAGCUCAGACGAUUACCUCAACGUGGCCCAAAGACAAAGACAUGAGCAUGGAAUGGUGUCAGAGAGAGAGAGGGAGAAAGUAAAUCGAUACGGCUUAGGCCCCACUCCGUUGACCUGUUCGAUCCGUUCGCAUUGCUGGGGCUUCCAGCUGAGGGCUCUGCCCAGCUGGCGGGCCCAAUUUGCCGUGCAGCUCGGCUCAGUCGACAGCAUGGAACGUUGGCGCAACAAAGUAGCCGUGGUGAGCGGCGCCAGCGCUGGCAUCGGUGCCGCCUGUGCCCGGGCCUUGGUCGGUGCCGGUCUGUUGGUUGUGGGCCUGGCCCGACGCCAGGAACGCAUCGAGCAGCUGCGCGCCCAGCUGCCGCUGCCCCAGCAACAACGUCUGCACGCUGUCCAAUGCGAUAUAACGUGCGAAUCGCAAGUGCUGCAGGCAUUCGACUGGACCAAGCGACAGCUGGGCGGUGUCCAUGUGCUGGUCAGCAAUGCGGGCAUCAUGGCCACCACGGAGCUGAGCGGUGCCGGCAAUACGCAACCGAUACGCGACACCAUCGAGACAAACAUAAUGGGCAGUGUCUAUUGCAUACGCGAGGCAUUUCAGGCGAUGCGCUCGCAGCAGCAGCAAAAGCAGCCGGGUCAUGUGAUCAUUGUUAACAGCGUGGCGGGGCAGCAGGUGCCAAAUCUGGGCACACAGCUGCCCUCGCUGAACAUCUAUCCGGCGAGCAAGUUUGCUCUGCGCGCCAUGCAGGAGAUCUAUCGACAGGAGUUUCAGCGUCACAAGACCCAAGUCCGGGUCUCGACAAUCAGCCCCGGCAUUGUCGACACAGACAUCUUGCCCGAGCAGCUGCAGAUCGUCAUCAAGCAGCACAUGCCCAUGCUACGCGCCGAGGAUGUCGCCGAUGCCAUACUGUGGACCAUUGGCACGCCAGCCAAUGUGCAGGUGCAAAACAUCACCAUCAAGCCGCAGGGUGAAAAGUUUUAGGCGCCGUACGCAUUCAACUUCGGCAUUUGCAAAGGCAGAUUAUACCUUAUAUAUGCAUUAUAUUGAUGAACCAAAUAUAUACACUGUUCAC